Messenger RNA from Oncorhynchus tshawytscha (Chinook salmon), 2175 nucleotides. RefSeq names its product COP9 signalosome complex subunit 1-like. Lineage: Eukaryota; Metazoa; Chordata; Actinopteri; Salmoniformes; Salmonidae. The transcript is spliced from 14 exons. Bases 140 to 1606 code for a protein of 488 amino acids. The record is from RefSeq and is a predicted model, not a curated record. Gene Ontology annotation, cellular component: COP9 signalosome.
GACCAUGUUUCAUCUUUUUUUCGUCUGCAUCCGACACAUCUGGAGCGGAGCAGACGUCGUUACGUAACGAUCCCUGCUGUGAACCCAUGCGCCGGAUGUGAUAACCGCUGUUGAUGCAGAACGACAGCAACGGGAAAAGAUGCCUUUGCCUGUGCAAGUAUUCAACUUUCAGGGGGUUGUGGAGCCCAUGCAGAUAGAUGCUGACCCACAAGAGGACCAGCACAAUGCACCAGAUGUCAACUAUGUGGUGGAAAACCCCACACUGGACCUGGAGCAGUAUGCGUCCAGCUACAGUGGUCUGAUGCGCAUUGAGAGGCUGCAGUUCAUAGCAGAGCACUGUCCCCAGCUCCGGGCAGAAGCCUUGAAGAUGGCCCUGUCCUUUAUCCACAGGACCUUCAACGUUGACGUGUACGAGGAGAUCCACCGCAAACUCACAGAGGCCACCAGAGAGGUCCAGGUGGCUACAGAUGCCGUUGUGGAGGGCGGGGCAGUCGAUCCCCCUCCUCUAGACACAGCGUGGGCCGAGUCGACCAGGAAAAAAGCCCUGCUCAAACUGGAGAAACUGGACACUGACCUGAAGAACUACAAAGGCAACUCCAUCAAAGAGAGCAUCAGGCGGGGUCAUGAUGAUCUUGGGGACCACUACUUGGACUGCGGUGACCUCAGCAAUGCCCUCAAGUGCUACUCCAGAGCCCGAGACUACUGCACUAGCGCCAAGCAUGUCAUAAACAUGUGUCUUAAUGUCAUCAAGGUUAGUGUCUACCUCCAGAACUGGUCCCACGUCCUUAGUUAUGUGAGCAAAGCUGAAUCCACUCCAGAGAUAGCAGAGCAACGAGGGGAGAGAGAUUGCCAGAGUCAGUCAGUCCUCACCAAAUUAAAAUGUGCUGCAGGCCUAGCAGAGCUGGCCUCCAGAAAGUACAAACAAGCAGCCAAGUGCUUCCUGCUGGCCUCCUUCGACCACUGUGACUUUGCUGAGCUCCUGUCCCCCAGUAAUGUAGCUGUGUACGGAGGGAUGUGUGCCCUCGCCACCUUUGACAGACAGGAGCUGCAGAAAAACGUCAUCUCAAGCAGCUCCUUUAAAUUAUUCCUAGAGUUGGAACCUCAGGUCCGUGACAUCAUCUUUAAGUUCUACGAGUCAAAGUACGCUUCCUGUCUCAAAAUGCUGGACGAGAUCAAGGAUAACCUGCUGUUAGACAUGUACCUGGCCCCCCACGUACAGACGCUCUACACUCUGAUCAGGAACAGAGCUCUCAUACAGUACUUCAGCCCGUACGUGUCUGCAGACAUGACUAAGAUGUCCCAGUCCUUCAACACCACAGUGUUAUCUCUGGAGGAUGAACUGACCCAGCUCAUACUGGAGGGACUGAUCAACGCACGUAUAGACUCUCACAGCAAGAUCCUGUAUGCGCGGGAUGUCGAUCAGCGGAGCCACACGUUUGAGAAGUCGAUCCACAUGGGCAAAGAGUUCCAGAGGCGAGCCAAAGCCAUGAUCCUACGAGCUGCCGUGCUGCGCAACCAGAUACACGUCAAGUCUCCUCCCAGAGAGGGAAGCCAAGGCGAACUUAACUCUGCCAACAGCCAAUCACGAAUGAGCACCAACAUGUGAACAUUCCCCUGAGACCUCUGUCUUACAGGAAGUUACCAUGUCAGUGGGUUCCGCCAGGGGGACCUAGCACCCCUCCACCCCAUCCCUCCAUCUCUGAGGCUCCUCCUCCGACUCAGUGCUGCAUCUGCCUGCUGAAAGAAAUAUACAAACUGAAACGUCAACUUUCAUAGCUUGCAACUCAAAUGGCACCUUUAUUCAAUAUAUAGUGUACCAUGUUUGGCCCAUAGAGCUCUGGUCAACCGUACUGCACUAUAUAGUGAAUAAGGGUGCCAUUUUGGACGCAGCCUAGGACUUUGUUCAUGUGAGAAGUGAUCGUCUGUGUAGACUGAAGACUUGAUGAGCAAUCUGUGUGUUAAUGUUAUAGCGGGAAGGCUGCGUGUGUCUGUGUGUGUGGCGCUCUCUUCUUAGUAGUGUUCUCUUUUUGUCCUUUGUAUGAGAUGCACCUUUCUUCCCUCGCUUUCAUUUUUCUUUCUGAUGAUGACAGACUUUGAAGAUUAAACAGAACACACACAUACCUAAGAACCACUGUCCACAAGAUCUGAUUUUAAAAUAAACAUGUAUGAUAAUCA